AUGGCCACAGCACUGGCAGGCCUCUUCUCCCUCCGCUGGACCAACCCUCCCACGCUCCACCCGCUGCCUGACCACAUCUCGCGCUCUUACGUCUCGACGCCCGGCGGACCACUUGAACUGCUCUACGCCUCACCGUCUCAGAAAAGUAAUGCUGAGAAUAAGAAGUACCCCGUCCUCUUCGUCCAUGGGGGCUAUGGACGAGCAACGGUUUGGCUGGAGUGGAUGACGGUGCUCUCCCAGAAACACAACUUUCCCUGCUACGCCAUCUCUCUACGUGGUCAUGGCGCCAGCUACGACCCAGGCUACUUCUCCACGCUCUUCUCCACGACAACAGCUGCUAUGAUGGACGACCUUGUCGCCGCCAUCCACGAGGUAGAGAUUCGGGAGGGUCAGAAGUGUAUCCUCGCUGGCCAUAGCGCUGGAGGUGGUAUGGUGCAAGGUGUGCUGGACCAAAACCUCGCCGUUGCCCGCGCUCUGGUGCUGGUCGCGGCGAUUCCCAACUUUGGCUCGAUGGGCAUCUACUCGAACUGGUUCAGAUUAGACCCGUGGUUCCUCGUGCGUUCUUGCUUCCACCUACAGCAUCCACGCUCGCCACUCUCCCACCCGUCUCUCGUCCACCGCGCAUUCUUCUCUGCCGAAUGCCCUAUGUCUGUGGCCGAGGAUUUUUCCCACUGGAUGCCCAAGUACGAGUCCGUGCGCUGGCCAGGCGGUAUGGCGAGCCGCUUCGUAGACGUUCACCGCGUCCUCGCCAACAUCCUUGGGGGUGGCGACGGAGGUAGGAUCAAGGUCUUGAUCAUGGCAGGCGAGAAGGACAAGAUGGUCUCGCUCGAUCUCGUCACGCAGACGGCUGCUGAGUACCGGCAGGGCGUGAGCGAGUCAAAGGGGAGCGAAGAUCGUGGCAUCGAGAUGACGAUCACGCCUGGGGCGGGGCACCAUCUACAGAACGACGUACAGCGCGACGAGGGCGCGGAGCAGUUGGCGGCGUUUUUAGAAAGGCUGUGA
Capronia epimyces CBS 606.96 is the source of this 1002-nucleotide messenger RNA. RefSeq lists its product as uncharacterized. The record is from RefSeq and is a predicted model, not a curated record. The transcript has 2 exons. NCBI's taxonomy places the organism in Eukaryota, Fungi, Ascomycota, Eurotiomycetes, Chaetothyriales, Herpotrichiellaceae. The coding region runs from base 1 to 1002 and encodes 333 amino acids.